Molecule: messenger RNA, 3756 nt
Organism: Pogona vitticeps (central bearded dragon)
Lineage: Eukaryota; Metazoa; Chordata; Lepidosauria; Squamata; Agamidae
Gene: WDR27
Product: WD repeat domain 27
Molecular function (GO): protein binding
Source: RefSeq, a predicted model, not a curated record
CCAGCCCCGCCCCGCCCGUCUGGUGGCCAGGCGGCUGUUCAGUGCCCAGAACAACCUCGACUAGUAAGAACAGUUGUACUAUGGAAAGCCCUUCAGACCUCUGUUGUACUGAAGAAGGAUGUAGCAGCAGCAUAGUUCUUGAAAAGCAAGUUUUCAGAUCCAAAGUGCCAGAAUCACAUGUUCAGCUGGCUUGUAGCCUGCAGUACUGUGCUUUUCCACUGAAUGGGAAUGAACUUUGCAUCCUGAAUACUACUGAUGACACUGAGCAGCAGCCAUUGCAUUUAACAGGUCAUCACCAUUCAAUUACUGCACUGGCAUUUGGGAGCAAACUCAGUCCACUACUCAUUUGCUCUGCUUCACGUGACUAUGUGAUAAUAUGGAAUCUGGAUGAGUGUAUGAAGAAGGUGCUACAAGGGUUAAUGCCAGAAGGUGUCAUUAUAGGAACACUUCUGGGAAUGGUGCUUUAUGUCCGAUUUAGUCCUGAUGAUCAGACUGUGGCAGUAUGUGCUGGCAAUCGGAUUUAUAUGUUAAAUGCAACGGAUGAAGCUAUACUCGCUGAACUGGAGGGCCAUCUGGCUCCGGUAACAGCUGCAGAAUUUUGUACUUGGGAGAAAAAUAUGCUUAUUUCAGUUUCUGAAGACAGAUGUUUCAAGGUAUGGAACUAUUGUACUGGAUUGUUGAUAUAUCAAUCAGCAGUAAUAACAGCAUUUCCUCUUCUAAGUCUGUUUAUCGAUGAAGAAAAUAAGCAGAUUAUCACUGGAUGUGCAGAUGGACAGCUGUGGAUCUUCAGCUUAAAUAGUGGGCAUCAGUAUCGCUGUGUAGUUCGUAUCGAUGUAAAGAAAGAGAGAGAGAAGUUUUACAACAAAAUGAAGAAACGAGGGCAUUUGGAUGAUAUUCAAAAUACUUCUAAGGUAUAUUCUUCAAGUAAUUUAAAAGAUAAAGAAACAGUGGAAACUACCUUUCCAGUUUUACAAAUUGAACACUGUAAUAAGUUUGCAAGUUUCUGUGAUGAAGAACAUGGUUUUACUCCUGUGAAUGCCCGAUGCUUGUGGAUCGGAAGCUCUACUGGUUUAUUCAUAAUAAACAUGGCAAACUUUGAACUGGAAGCCGUUUUACACUAUUCCGAUUUCAGUGCCCUCAGCAUUCAGUUUUCUGGAUCAUGUGCUUUAUCAGGGACCACAGUCAAUGGUAAGGUUUUCUGUUUGCUAACUUCAAUGUUUGAAAAUAGAAUUGCCUUACUGGAAAUUAAUGUUACUGCUCUGCUGAGAUCACAGGAAAAUCAACUCCUUGUAAGUGGAAGAGAAAAUAGCUUUUCAGUUGUUGCCAGGUGCUCUCUCCUGCCAACUUCUCCCUUAUUUCUGAAGAGAGAGAAUAGCAAACUUGCAAAAAUGAAAAGUGUUAAAAGCCCAAUAAAAGACCAGCCACUUGUUUUCCAUAAUAAAAUUAAGUCAUCAGGCUACACAGCAGCACCACAAAUGACUAUGUUUUCUCCAAAGACUAACACAAAGCAAAACAAUUCAACAUCAAAGUGCAAGAGAAGUUGCAAGCGAAAUAAAGAAGAAUAUCCACUUGCACACUCUCUUCCAAACAAAUUCCAGAGGCAGGUUAAUGUAACUGAUAAAUCAACUUCUGUAUGCUGUAUUCAAUAUUCAGGAGAUGGAGAGUUGUUGGCUUGUGGCUUAGGUGAUACAACAUUGCUGGCAUUCAGUGCAAACCUUACAGGAACACCAACUGUUUAUUCAGGGCAUGAUGGUGCUGUUAAUUCAGUUGGUUGGAGCCAUGACACCAACUGGCUGGUUUCAUCUUCUGAAGAUAGAACAUUGAGGAUCUGGUCAGUCCGGAGUGCAGAACCUGUUUUAUAUCUGGGGAAGGAAAUUUUUCACAAACCUAUCAGAUCGGCCCAGUUUUAUUAUAUAGAUGCAUUUAUUUUAUUGUCUUGUGGAGCAGAGUUUUACUUGUUGAGAUAUCACCUUGACACCAGCAAGGAUGAGAUUAAACGAUACAGACGUAAGAGCAUUUGCAAAUCCAUACAGAAAUUUCCCAUGGCGUCUACUGUGGAAAUUUCCAGCCUUUCAGCUGUAAAUGAAUUCUAUUCUUAUAUUGUACUGGCAGCUGGUAGUAAUCGAGCACUGGAAGUAUUUGACCUCAAUGUGGGAUAUAGUGCAGCAGUGAUAACUGAUGUUCAUUCACGAUCGGUUCACCAAAUCUGCCAAAACAAGGGAUCAGCUUUUAGCAGUCAGCCUAGUGAUGCUUACAAUCUUUUCUUAACAACAGCUAUUGGUGAUGGCAUCAAACUCUGGGAUUUAAGGACAUUGAGGUGUGAGCGUCGCUUUGAAGGCCAUAGCUGUCACUGUCACCCUUGUGGAAUUUCUCUGUCUCCCUGUGGACGAUUCAUUGCCUGUGGAUCUGAAGAUAAAUGUGCUUAUAUAUAUGAGAUGUGUUCAAGCACCUAUUCCCAUAAAUUGACAGGACACACUGAAUCUGUAAUCAAUGUGGCAUUUUGCCCUUCAUCUCCCCAGCUUACCACAGCCACUUUGGAUGGCAAGCUGCACUUGUUCCUGCCUUGAGGACAAUUCAUGUGGAAACCCUUUGAGAACAACCUCCUUGAAAUAAGGGAAAAGACUGGUCACUGGGCAAGCUGCAACUUGUUUCUAUUAAAUAUAGCCUUCCAGAUUAUUUCCAUUUUUUGUUACCCCUUGGGGAUUUGCUUAAAGGUUUACUGCUGGAAAGCCAUGCCUGGAAAGGCUCAGUAUUCUCAAUAUACUAAAUAAUUUUCUGCUUGAUAGGAGCAUUAUAGUGCAUAAGUUACCUUGCAGUAUAGCUUCAGAACUGCUACAGAGUAGGUGCUUUAUUUGGUUCUGUUGGAUCCCAUAAGCUCUACCCAGUAUAUCUCAGUUUAUUAUUUGUCCAGGAACAUUGAGGUUUAAAAAAUAUACGUCUAGCAAUAUGUUUACAAUUUCUGUUGUAUUUUGUUGGUUCUUUAGAAGGUUACCUCAGACUAGACCUUUAAAAAUUCAGCAUUUCAACCCCAAGACACUGGCCUACAAAUCAGCUAUAGAUUGCCUUUCUGACAUCUUUCAGUAACACCCAGUCCUCAAUAUUAAAAUGACAUUUUAGUUAUUAAUUUUCUUGCCUGUUGAUUCAACCAUGGGGAAAACCUGAGAUUGGGCGUUUCCCUUGUAUUUUACUUUGCAAGUAACCCUCUGCAGUAUUUCAGAUUCCAGUGGCUAUGACACUCAACUGCCCUUCAAGAUGUGUUUAAUUUUAUGAAGCUGAAUUGCAUUUCUGUCCCCUUCUUCUGCCUUUGAUGAAUGAGGGGAAAACAUAGCUUGCACAUUUCCAACAGAGAUUGCUCAACAUGUCAGUGUGGUAUACUAAUCUUUUACAGAAAUUCUUUAAGCUAAUUUUGAGGCAAGCUGUUUGCAGAACUACGCACUGUGUGACAUCAAUUUCAGAAUUGUUUCCCCAAUCCCAUCAGGAUCAGGUUAAAGGGAAAAUGCAAAUUCUGAUAAGAACAGAAAUACCAGUGAUGAGCCCAAUCAAACCAAAGGUCAGAUCUGUUUCACUGCAGCAUUGUGAACUUAAUAACCAUGUGCUAUCAGAUCAGCUAAAGUUUAUGGCAAUCCUCUCCCAAGGUUUUCCAGGUAUGAAGACUUCAGAAAUUCUUAAAUAGCCCUCCUUCUCAUGAUGCUCUGGAUAAGAAGUUUAAUUGUUCCACUAAAGUGUGUCUCUGGGGUAAAAGAUAGUGGCCUGAAC